Galleria mellonella (greater wax moth) is the source of this 4087-nucleotide messenger RNA. RefSeq names its product alpha-centractin (gene Arp1). The transcript is spliced from 9 exons. The record is from RefSeq and is a predicted model, not a curated record. The coding region runs from base 114 to 1244 and encodes 376 amino acids. Lineage: Eukaryota; Metazoa; Arthropoda; Insecta; Lepidoptera; Pyralidae.
UCAUCAUUCAUUCAUGUGUCACUUUUUAGAAAAUUUAUCUAAAUGCUUUUACCACGAAUUAUAUAUUAGUAAAAAUUCAUUGAAACGUUAAGAUCUCGUAUAGAAUAUAAACAAUGGAGUUAAACGACGUGAUAGUCAAUCAACCAGUUGUCAUAGACAAUGGCUCUGGUGUCAUCAAAGCUGGUUUUGCCGGCGAUCAAAUACCGAAAUGCAGAUUUCCCAAUUACAUUGGACGACCCAAACAUGUCCGCGUCAUGGCGGGAGCGCUGGAAGGGGAGCUGUUUGUAGGGCCUCGCGCUGAGGAGCACCGGGGAUUGCUCAGCAUCAAGUACCCCAUGGAGCAUGGUAUAGUCACAGACUGGAAUGAUAUGGAGCGAGUGUGGAACUAUAUUUAUAGCAAGGACCAACUGUCCACGUUCUCCGAGGAGCACCCCGUGCUGCUGACGGAGGCGCCUCUCAACCCGCGCCGCAACAGGGAGAAGGCUGCCGAGGUCUUCUUUGAGACCUUCAAUGUUCCAGCGCUGUUCCUGUCCAUGCAGGCGGUGCUCAGUCUCUAUGCAACUGGUCGCACGACGGGCGUGGUGCUGGACUCCGGCGACGGGGUGACCCACGCGGUGCCCAUAUACGAGGGCUUCGCGAUGCCGCACAGCAUCAUGAGGGUCGACGUGGCCGGCCGCGACGUCACCAGGUAUCUCAGACUGGUGCUACGGAAAGAAGGCGUGAACCUGCGCACCUCGGCUGAGCUGGAAAUCGUGAAAUCGAUAAAGGAACGCGCGUGCUACCUCUCGCCUAAUCCGCUCAAAGAGGAGACCUUGGACACGGAGCGGGCACAGUACACCUUGCCUGAUGGGACCCAGCUCGAGAUUGGUCCAGCAAGGUUCCGAGCACCAGAAGUGUUGUUCAGGCCUGAUCUCAUCGGUGAAGAAUGUGAAGGACUCCACGAGGUGCUCAUGUUCGCGAUCCAGAAGUCCGAUAUGGACCUUCGGAAGGUGCUGUACCAGAACAUAGUGCUCAGCGGGGGCUCCACGCUGUUCAGAGGGUUCGGAGACCGGCUGCUGGCCGAGAUACGGCGGCUGGCGCCCAAGGACAUGAAGAUAAGGAUCUCAGCGCCCCAGGAGCGCCUCUACAGCACGUGGAUAGGUGGUUCGAUCCUCGCGUCGCUCGAUACAUUCCGCAAGAUGUGGGUGUCCAAACGGGAGUACGACGAGGAGGGACACCGCGCCGUACACCGCAAGACGUUCUAAUUUAUUUUAUAUAUAUGUAAAUAUAUUAUAUAGGCGAUUAUGGGCUAAAAUAUAGAAUUACUAUGACAGAAUAUACCAGUCUCAUACGAAACGCCAUUUCAGUAUUUUACAAAUUGUCCGUUUUAGGUAUUUUUUUUUUGCAAGCCAAAAAAAAUAUAUUAAUGAGGGGUCAAAAUUGUAGUUUAUUUAUUUAUUUAACUCUUUAUUGCACCAGAAAUAUAAGAAUUAACAAUUCAAGUGAAAUACAGUAGUAUAAAAUAUAUAUCAAAAUAUAUAUACAUUAAGGGUUUGUUACUAGUGGGGUUUAAUUGACCCAUUGCUAGCAAUACAGGGUGUAUUGCUAACAAUGGGUCAAUUAGACAGAUCAGACUCCUUGGAAGCCAUCGUGGUUAACCGUAGUGAAAUUCGUCACGAUGGGCUAACUGACCUGCUUCAUCCUCACCUAUCGUCUAUCACUGGUCCCCUGCCAGCGUAUACCGAUAGCGCAGACGGGGUUGCUAUUCCAUUUUCAACCAUAAAAAAAAUACAUAAAGGUACAAAAGGCGGUGUUAUCGCUAAGGCGAUCUCUUACAGACAAUCUUUGGUUAAAGGAAAACAGAUAGAAGUGGGUAGGUUUGGUGGGUAGUGAUGUUGUACAGAUGAUAAUGGUAUGGUAACCCCGCCUGCGCUAUCGGUAUACGCUGGCGGAGUACCGGGGACACAUGAUAGGUGAGGAUGAAGCAGGUCAGUUAGCUCAUCGUGAUGAAUACACCUGGAAUUCAGCACGGUGGUUUCCAAAUGGGAUCACGUGGCAGUAAUGAGACUGGGACGGCUUACUAACAAUCCCUUAUAAACACAGUAUAUACUGUGUUUCCCAUGUGACGUUUAAGGCAGCUUAUAAAUACUGAAAUGCUAAGGUAGACUGCCGUCUUUCUCGAUUGGUUUUUUUUUUUUUUAUGGGUGAAAAUGGUAUGGCAACCCCGUCUGCGCUAACGGGAUACGCUGGCGGAGCACCAGUGAAGGGUGAUAGAUGAGAAUGAAAACAGGCCAGUUAGCACAUCAUGAUGAAUUCAUCAGGAAUUAACCAUGACAGUUUCCAGGGGGCACCGUGAGGAGGUCGACCUGGUUGGAUAUAUUGCUAACAAUGGGAUUCUCAGUCUCCAUUACUAACAGUCCCUUUUUCCCUAUCCUCAAUCGGGUUAGGCAGAGACGAUAUGCAUUUUUUUCCUAAAUUAUUCUGUCAUAAUAAUUUUAUUUAACUUAUUUUUUUUUUUAGCUAAAAUGACAAGUAUAAAUAAAAAAAAAACAGUCAUUAUAAAUUAUACAUCUUGGGAGUAUUCAUGCCGAGAGCUGCCUCUGAAUUAUCUGUCAAUUUUAAAUUUUUAAAUAAUUAAAAGCACUUAAUUUUUCAUCAAAUAUUUCGGAAUAUUUAUUUCGGAAUAGAAUAGAUGGGAUGCAUAAUUCACAUAGUGUGAGACUCGUUGUUAUUAUGACAUUGCUAAUGCGUUAUCCUAUUUCAUAGUUAAACUACACGGUACGGAGGCGUUAACAUUACAGUCCUCAGAAUUGUGGGUGUCACAGUAUACCCUGUGAUGUCCACGACGCUGGUCAUGUCAUUUAAAUGUAGUACAAUUUGUUUUUACAAUUGACAGAUAAUUCCGGUCUCGUAACAUUGCGGUGAGCUUUUUAAAAAGUACUAAGCAAAAAAACUUAAUAAAAAUGUUACUCUAUUUAUGUAAAAAUCAUCAGGGCCGUAAUAACGAGACGGUUUUGAAUAUUUAAUAAUUAAUUAAGAAUUUAAUUUAAUAACUAAUUAAUCAUUAAUUAUUUUUCAUUUAAUAUUUAAUUAAUCAAUAAUUAAUUUCAUUUAAUAUUUAAUUAAUCAUCAAUUAAUUUUUAUUUAGUAUUAAAUUAACAGAGAACUACCAAGUACAGUGUUUUAUUGUAAUAAGUAAAUAAUUAAAUGCUAAAUAAACAUUAAACAAGAAUAGUAAUUAAUUAAAUUUCUGUUUAUAAUUAAUUAGUUAUUAAUUUAUUAUUGAUAAAGUCUAAUCCUUAUUACGGUUCUGUUAUGUAUUUUAAUAAUACACUAUGUAUCUCAGAUCUAGAAUUACAUCGCAAAAAAUGUAUGCUUCGAACAUUGAUAUAGAGAAAACUCGAGAUGUACACUAGAUUAAAAAAAAAUUAUUUACCAGAGGGAGACUUUGUACAAAAGUCGAUUGCUUGGUUACCUCUGUCCCAUUCGUGUUUCAACCGUGAAGCAGUUGUGUUUGCAUGGCUGUGUUUCAGUUUGAAGGGUGGUAUAUGGCGUAAAUUUACAGGGUACAGAGGAAUAACACCUGAGUCCUCAGGAAUGGCAACGCAUGGGGGGUAACAUGGGCGAAACAGUAUACUCUGUUAUGUCCAUGGUACUGCUCAUGUUUAUAGGCGACGGUUACCACUUUCCAUCAGGUGGGCCGUCAGCUUGUUUGCUAUUCUAAGUUGUAUAAAAAAAAAGGUCAGUUAGCACAUCGUGAUGAAUACACCUGGAAUUCAAUACAAUGGUUUCCAGGGAGGGGCAAGUUAAGGUCAACCUGGCCAGCUCCAUUGCUAGCAAUAUACCCUAUAUUGCUAGCAAUGGAAUUGAUAGUCUGCAUUACUAACGCUUCCCUCCACUCGUAAGUGGUUUGGAAGUACGCGCUCAAUCAGAGGAACGCAGACAGCGUUUGAGUUUUACUUAUUAAUUAAAAUUUUAAUUUUUAUGAAGGAAUCUUUGGUUUUUUAUAUAUCAAUGUUUUUAUAUAGUAUUUUCUAGUUUUAUAAUAAAGGCUUUGCACGUUUAAAAAGAAUCAUAGAAAUAAUUUAAAUAGAUGUAAAUACAUUUA